GUGAUGAUGAAGAUGAAAUAUUUGAUGCUAUUCUUGAGGACGAAAUCUUGUAUCCCAUAAACAUGUCAAGAGAUUCAGUGUCAAUAUUACAAAGACUACUUACACGGGAUCCCGAACGGCGACUUGGGUCAGGCAAAGGGGACGCAGAAGAAAUCAAGCGACAUCCAUUUUUCAAAGGCGUGAAUUGGGAUGACAUGCUUGCUAAGAAAGUACCACCACCAUUCUACCCUACUAUAUCAUCGCCAACCGACACAUCCAACUUUGACAAGGAAUUUACAUCAGAGAUUCCAAUGUUGACACCCAUAAACUCUAGACUUGGUGCAAACUCCCAAGAAGAAUUCCGCGAGUUUUCAUAUGUUGCAGAUUGGGUCCUUAAUGGAGAGUCGCAAUAA
Molecule: messenger RNA, 392 nt
Organism: Paraglomus occultum
Lineage: Eukaryota; Fungi; Glomeromycota; Glomeromycetes; Paraglomerales; Paraglomeraceae
Source: the annotation of a GenBank genome assembly